This is a messenger RNA of Pistacia vera, 1263 nucleotides long. RefSeq names its product 8-hydroxygeraniol oxidoreductase-like. Gene Ontology annotation, molecular function: zinc ion binding; S-(hydroxymethyl)glutathione dehydrogenase [NAD(P)+] activity. The transcript is spliced from 7 exons. The record is from RefSeq and is a predicted model, not a curated record. Gene Ontology annotation, biological process: formaldehyde catabolic process. The coding region runs from base 18 to 1148 and encodes 376 amino acids. NCBI's taxonomy places the organism in Eukaryota, Viridiplantae, Streptophyta, Magnoliopsida, Sapindales, Anacardiaceae. Gene Ontology annotation, cellular component: cytosol.
ACUCUCACUGGUCAUCAAUGUCUAGCAGCAAUUCACAAGUCAUAACAUGCAAAGCGGUUGUGUGCUGGGGAGAGGGGGAGCCACUGAAGGUGGAAGAUAUUGAAGUAGAGCCUCCAAAAUCAGAUGAAGUUCGAGUGAAAAUGCUAUAUGCUAGUAUUUGUCACACUGAUCUUUUAUGUUCUAAAGCAUUCCCAUUGCCUCUUUUCCCUCGUGUUCUUGGGCAUGAAGGUGUUGGGGUGGUUGAGAGUGUUGGAGAGGAAGUAAAAGAAGUAAAAGAAGGAGAUGUUGUGAUUCCAACCUAUAUUGGAGAGUGUAAAGAAUGCGAGAAUUGCACAUCAGGAGUCAGUAAUCUAUGCCUCAAAUAUCCAUUGAUCAUCAAUGGUUUGAUGCUGGAUGGCUCUUCAAGAAUGUCAAUUAGAGGACAAAAUUUGUAUCAUCUUUUUACAUGCUCCACAUGGUCUGAGUAUAUGGUUAUUAAUGCCUAUUAUGUUCUUAAACUCGAUCCAAGCAUCGCUAAUUUCUCACAUGUUAGCUUCCUCUCAUGUGGAUUUUCAACUGGAUUUGGGGCAGCUUGGAAGGAGUUUAAUGUUGAAAAUGGAUCAAGUGUUGCAGUUCUUGGUCUCGGGGCCGUUGGACUUGGGGUUGUGAAUGGAGCAAGAAUGCAGGGGGCAGCCAAAAUAAUUGGUGUAGACAAGAACAAAUGGAAGAAAGAGAAGGGAGAAGUGUUUGGAAUGACUGAUUUUAUAAAUCCUUCAGAAUCAGAUAAAUCUGUUUCAGAAUUAAUCAAAGAGAUAACAAAUGGAAUGGGUGUGGAUUGUAGCUUUGAGUGUACUGGAGUUGCUACUUUGGCUAAUGAAGCCCUGGAAUCCACAAAAUUGGGAAAAGGUAAAGCAGUGAUAAUUGGUGCGUCAAAUGAUGGAAGCAUGCCGAUUGGUGUAUUGUCCCUUCUACUUGGAAGGAGUUUAAAGGGUAGCAUUUUUGGAGGGCUCAAAACAAAAUCUGAUCUUCCUAUUAUACUUGACAAAUACAAAAAUAAGGAAUUUCAACUUGAUGAACUCCUGACCCAUGAAGUUCAAAUGGAAGACAUAAACAAGGCAAUUGAGCUAUUGAAGGAACCCGAUUGCGUCAAGGUUUUAAUCAAGAUUUGAAAUAAAACAUGUAUUUUAUGAAAUUAUUAAUCAAUAAAUAAAAUUUUAAAAGACAGCAAUUCGUUUUCUUCGAAUGCCAAUUUCUCCUUGUAAUGAAUACCUAUGAAAUACGGGA